GACGAACAUAAAAGUGCUUGCAGGAGGACGACAACCAAAUGCAUUCACUUACUCUCUUAACAGUCUUUUAGCUCAGAGAACUUGGAGAGAUGGCAGAGAAAGACUUUAGGUCUUUAUCAGAGGAAAUCAGUUCCUUCUGUCUAGUUACCGAGGCUCGUUCAGGGACACAAGUUACCCAGCCCUUCCCACGCUCUCCAAAACUGAUCAGGAGAACUGGAGCCAUCUCUCCAAAACCCUUAGAGCUGCCAGUCUGGUUGGAUGACUUGAAGAAGGAGAGGAAAAGAACAGAGUCCCAUCUGGAAUCUAUGAAAAAGCGGCAAGCAAACCUGAAUAUGAGCUCAGAGGCAAUGAAGCAGCAGGUACAGGAGUGCUUUGAGGAGCUACAUAUGGCUCUGCAGGAGGAUGAGAAGGCUGUUCUGGACAUGAUAGAGCAAGACCGCCGGGAGACCAGCAGUAAACUAAACCGAAUUCUUCAAGACUGGAAUCAACACCUUGGCCUCCUGCAGAAACACAUCAGCACUAUUCAAUCAGCUCAACAGAGCCCAGCAGAAUCCUUGAAGCAGCCUUUUCCUGAGGAUUUUACCUGUCGUAAGAAACUGGACCCAGCUGAAGAGGAGAUCAAAAUGAAUGAGGAAAGGAUCCAUAAGAUCAUGAAGGUUCUUAGGAACAUCUCAAAAGAUCUGAAAGCCCAGCUACAACGAAAGAACCUGCUGCUGGACUCCUCUAAUGUGGUGAUUGACAAACGGACCUGUCACAAACAGAUCAAGGUGACCUCAGAAGGACGGGGCCUGUGCCUUUCCUCAGAGGACCGCUGCAUUCCCAAUGACCCUCUAAGGUUUGAUCAGUUAUACUGUGCCUUGGGCUCUGUUGCUAUUAAAUCUGGGCAGCACUACUGGGAGGUAGAUGUGCACUGCUGUCCAUCAUGGGCUGUGGGCGUGGCUUAUGGUAGCCUACAGAGGAGAGGGCGGGACAAAGGUGCCAAGCUCGGACGGAACAGGUGCUCGUGGAGUCUUGAGUUUCAGGAUGGGCAUCUCACGGCCUGGCACAACGAUCGACAUGUGGCACUACCCGUCACAGCAACUCGGGCAGCACCAAACAGAGUAGGGGUGUUUGUAAAAUAUCAGAAGGGUCGUUUGGUGUUUUAUGAUGCUGAGACUAUGAGAACGCUGCAGGAGUUUUCAGCAGUGCAAACAGCUGUGUUUGACAGAGCACAUCAUCAAUUCACUGAGCCUCUAUACCCAGCCUUCUGCUUUUUUUCAUCCAAAGACAAAGGCCAUCAUCAUAUGGAAAUAUGCAAUCUCAGUCUUUAAUUCGCAAUAUCGAAAACGGUUGUGCUGUGUACUUUUUGUCUUCGAUAAAAAUACAAUUAACCCUUUAACUAUUUUGAAAUUGGA
Molecule: messenger RNA, 1394 nt
Organism: Sinocyclocheilus anshuiensis
Lineage: Eukaryota; Metazoa; Chordata; Actinopteri; Cypriniformes; Cyprinidae
Product: tripartite motif-containing protein 14-like
Exons: 7
Coding region: 90-1310 (406 amino acids)
Molecular function (GO): protein binding
Source: RefSeq, a predicted model, not a curated record